AUGAGAUACUUUAAAACAUAUUGGAGUAAUCCCAGCAGCCCAGCUAACAAUGUUUGGUUUAAAUGUGACCCCGUUCCUCUGUCAUUAGGAAUCAGGGUGGAACCUUCAGUGGACCAGUAUGGGUUGAAGGGGGGUUCAAUAUGUCUGGCUGUUGCAGAACCUGAGAUUCUCAAAGGACUUCAAUGGAAGACGGGCAGUGAUGUAAUAGUUAGUGAUAAAGAGAUUUCUCCUAAAUAUAAGGAGAAAGUGGAUUAUAACUCUGUCAACCAUUCUCUGUGUAUUAAGAAUCUGCUGAACACAGACAGUAGAAUUUACAUGGGAAGUGCAAUUAAUCAGAGAGACUGGACUGAUUCAACUACCACAUACAGACUAAAGGUGCUUGGUGAGUUUUGUGAAGUUUUUGUGCUGGUAGUCGUCUUUUUGUUUAUUCAAUACAAUUAAAGUAUCUAGACCACUCAUAGAUGUAUGGAUCUCUUUCCCAACUCCAUUGGUUCUUGUAGAUCAUGUUCCCAAACCAGUUAUGGAUGUCACGUCUCUCUUCAACACAAGUGUGGGACUCUGUGACGUCACAGUGAACUGUUCAAUUAAAGAUGGCUGGAUGUUGUCUGUCUGUGGCGGGGGUCAGUGUACACGGUCACAACAGUUACUGUCUCUGUCUGGGGUCAACAUCAUCAUCUCCAAUGGCAACGGGACUAUCCAAUGCACCGGCAGCAACCACGUCAGCACACAGACCAUCUCUCAACCCAUGGAGGACAUAUGUAAGGUCCAUUCUAGCAUUCAUUUGGAGAUCUACCCGUGAGGUUAGAAGCUGAACCUCAUGUUGAUAUUGUGUAGUCAUUCUGUAAUAUCUCUGUCAUUGUUUAAUACUAAAUGAUGCGAUAUCAUACAUUGUAAAAAAUAUAUCCACAGGGAAAAGCACACACAGGAUAUCAAAGUUAUAUGUUUAGUAUUUUUAUUUAUUUAGAGCCAACACAUAAACACCCAAUAUUUUGACUAGGUCUUUUUUUAAAUGAAUUUCUCAAUUUGACAAAAGCUCUGACGAAGGCCUUGAGGCCGAUACGUAAAGCUUAUUAAAGAGCAGUGACACAAUCAGGAGCAGUGAUACUAUCAGGAGCAGUGUGCAGGCUUCUUCUUUUUUCUCCCAUUGACCUUUUUUGGAAUUAGCACCGCAAACAUCUACUUGGAACAGUUGAUUUAAUCUUGGCUGCAAGGACUUUUGUUUGAACGAUAUGAUACAUAAACGGUACCUGCCAUAAAGUAAUGUUGACUGUUGGAAACAAUUAACAUCACAUUAGACCAAACGUGUUAAUGAAAUAUUGUAUUUUUGGCUCUGAGAGGGUAACCCAGAUUGUGUGUCCCAGGUAUUGGUGAGAAGGACGGCAAAGCUUCAGCAUUAUCAGUCAGGACCAUUGUGGCCAAUACUGUUCGAUCAGUGUUUGUUUAUGUUGGAUUGGCAGGCACCAUAAUGGCCAUCAUAAAGGUCAAAAGAUGGAUAUCCUCAAAAGAAGUUGACUCAACUCAGGUACUUCCUGUGAAAUGCAUUUGACUUUUUAUAAAUAUAUUAUUUUAAUUUAAUUUUAAAUUGUUUUACUUUGUAAGCUUUGUUGAAUGAAGAUUUGAUGUAAUUGUAAUGUCUCAUCUUUAGGAAGUCAUCGUUGACACCUCAGUGAAUGAUUCAGCAGAGGUGAGGCCAGAACCACUUGGCCCUCCUGAGGUAGAAACACUUUACAGAAAUAUGCAGAAACCAGGACAGCAACAAUAA
Messenger RNA from Coregonus sp. 'balchen', 1762 nucleotides. Lineage: Eukaryota; Metazoa; Chordata; Actinopteri; Salmoniformes; Salmonidae. The record is from the annotation of a GenBank genome assembly.